UAGUUAGUUAGUUAGAGAUUCUUUAUAACUAAUAUUUAAUGGAAGCUGGACGAAAUUUGCUAUCUUCACCUCCAUCAUUUCCUUCAAGAACCCACCUCAAAAACACCUCUUCUUCUUCAGUUCUGAAGCUUCAUGAGCAAGCUGCCCCCACAAUGUCUUCUGUUCCAACUUUUACAGUAGCUCGACAUUUUCCUACAUCAGUUCUUUUACAAGAGCAGCGCGAUGAAUAUAGGCCGAUCUUACACAUGUCUAAGGAAGACAAAACGUCUAUGCCAACUAUGGAUAGGAGGCAGUUGGAGACUGGGGCCUCAGUUCUUGAAGAGAACUCCAGCAACUUGGAUCAAUUAGUGCAGGACUUUGAGCACCAAUUGCUUCACUUGCCUGGUUUAUGGAAUUUAUUGCGACCUGGACAAACAGGGGUAAAUAAUUCCUUGUCAACUAUGCAGUCUAGUACAAGUAACACUGAGGAGUUUGAACCAUUUAAUGCAGUUGCCCUUGCUAGGAAGGCUUUGUCAGCAUCGAAAGAAGCAGCCUCAUUAGCUGAGAACCCCAAGUUAAAUGGAGCUGAAUCUGAUGAUAUAAUUUCAACCAGUUCAUCAAAUUUUCCUCUCAACGAGGUGAAAACCGUUCGGUCAACCCGGCGUUUGGAGAGACGGUCAAAGAAAAGGAGGGUUUCUAAACCACAAGUUAUGGUUCCUGAAACUUAUAGGUCUAAAAAGUCAGAUGUGCAGAAAAAGUUAAGUGAAGGGUUUAAUCCUAAUGAUCCUCUCCGAUUGUUCUUGUGGGGUCCCGAAACAAGACAACUUUUGACUGUGAAAGAAGAAUCUGAGUGCGUUGCUCAAAUACAGAAUUUGAUGAGAUUGGAGAAGGUGAAGAGUAAGCUUGAAUCUCAGUUUGGUCGUGAACCCACCUUGAUUGAAUGGGCUGAUGCUGUUGAGCUUAAUUGUCGGGACUUGCAGUCAGAACUUCAGUCUGGUAAUAACAGCAGAGAGAAGUUGAUCAAUGCAAAUUUACGCUUGGUUGUUCAUGUUGCCAAACAAUAUCAAGGCCGUGGUCUCAUCCUUCAGGACCUAUUGCAGGAGGGGAGUAUGGGUCUUAUGAAGAGUGUUGAGAGGUUCAAACCCGAUGCAGGUUGCCGAUUUGCCAGCUAUGCAUACUGGUGGAUAAGGCAGACAAUUAGGAAGGCGAUAUUUCAACAUUCUAGGACAAUCCGGUUGCCGGAGCAUGUAUAUACCCUCCUGAGCAAGGUACUGGAAGCAAAAAGAUUAUGCAUUCAAGAAGGAAAUCAUUGUCCGAAUAAAGAAGAAUUGGCGAUACGUGUUGGAAUUACAGUUGAGAAGUUGGAUAACUUGUUAUUUUUCACAAGAAUGCCACUCUCCAUGCAACAGCCUGUUUGGGCAGACCAAGAUACUACUUUUCAGGAGAUAACUGCAGACACUGGGAUUGAGAUCCCAAACAUUAGUGUGGCAAAGCAAUUGAUGAGGCAGCAUGUGCGCAACCUUCUAAACGUUCUAAACCCCAAAGAAAGACGAAUAAUCAGGCUAAGAUUUGGCAUUGAAGAUGGGAAACCGAAAUCACUGUCUGACAUCGGGAGCAUGUUUGGAUUAUCCAAGGAAAGAGUUCGGCAACUGGAGAACCGAGCUGUAUACAGGCUUAAACAGUCCCUUGGCAGUGAAGGACUAGCUGGAUAUGCAGAUUUACUUGUUUAGAUAUAAAAACGAAGCUAUAUUGUUCAUUUUAUUUAUAAAGUGACUUUAGGCUUGAAGGUCUUGUAUUUUGCAUAUGAACUAGCUUACGACAGCGUUUCAAGUGCUUCAAGGAUGAAACAUUGUAACAUUAUUUUCCACGCAUGAAAAUCAGUGUUUUAAUAAAUAACCCGGGGUGAAACCCGGCAAAGUUGUCA
Molecule: messenger RNA, 1903 nt
Organism: Pistacia vera
Lineage: Eukaryota; Viridiplantae; Streptophyta; Magnoliopsida; Sapindales; Anacardiaceae
Product: RNA polymerase sigma factor sigF, chloroplastic-like
Exons: 9
Coding region: 39-1709 (556 amino acids)
Biological process (GO): regulation of DNA-templated transcription; DNA-templated transcription initiation
Molecular function (GO): DNA-binding transcription factor activity
Source: RefSeq, a predicted model, not a curated record